ACCUUCCAAUAAAUAGUAAUAAACUCCACGAGAUGAUUCAGUCUCAGAAGCACCUUUUUUCCUCGAGCCAACUUACCUCUUAUAAUCACCACCACGCAAAUUCUCACAGAAGCACCAAACCAUUGCCACCGAUUGUUUGGGCUCUGCAACUUGCUUUCUGGGGAGCUUUCACAAUGGAUUUCUCAUGGCUGCUCGACUUUUCCAAGGGCAUGGUGAAGCCGGCGGCUGCCACCGCGGUGGUGCUCAUGGCCGUGCUCCUUUCCUACUUUCAGAAGUUGGGUUUGGAGGGAGAGAUGGUUUACUCGAUUCUCAGGGCCUUUAUUCAGCUCUCUGUUAUUGGGUUUGUUCUGCAGUUCAUUUUCAGCCAGGAGAAUAUUGGGUGGAUCAUUCUCGCCUACCUUUUCAUGGUCUCUGUUGCAGGCUAUACUGCCGGUCAACGAGCUAAACAUGUCCCACGAGGGAAGUAUGUUGCCGGAGCUUCCAUUCUGGCUGGAACUGCAGUGACUAUGUUCCUGCUGGUUGCACUAAAUGUCUUUCCUUUCACUCCACGAUACAUCAUCCCUGUCGCAGGUAUGAUGGUUGGGAAUGCAAUGACAGUGACUGGGGUAACCAUGAAAAGGCUUCGAGAUGAUAUCAGAACACAAAUGAACCUGGUGGAGACAGCAUUGGCUCUUGGAGCAACCCCGCGGCAAGCAACACUGCAGCAAGUAAAAAGGGCUCUGGUUAUUUCACUCUCUCCGGUGUUGGACAAUGCAAAAACUGUGGGUCUCAUCUCACUUCCUGGUGCAAUGACUGGGCUUAUAAUGGGAGGAGCUUCCCCUCUGGAGGCCAUUCAGCUGCAGAUUGUGGUAAUGAACAUGCUUAUUGGUGCAUCAACAGUUAGCAGCAUCAUGUCUACAUACCUUUGUUGGCCUGCCUUCUUCACCAAUGCUUUCCAGCUAGAAACCAAGGUCUUUUCUGCAGAAUGAGUUUUGUAUAGUUUUUCUCUCAAUGCUGCUACCCUUUAAGAUUUAAGAGGAAAUUAUGUGUGACCUGCGGGAGAAGCAGCAUCAACCACUGAGGCUUCUACUAGCUAGGUUCCAUUAAACACCAUAAGUGUAUGAUAUGUAUUAAGUUCCUCUGUUUUCUGAUAAUUAAUUUCCCAUCAAAUGAUGUAAAAAAUUUUGAGCA
This is a messenger RNA of Corylus avellana, 1170 nucleotides long. RefSeq names its product aluminum sensitive 3 (gene ALS3). The record is from RefSeq and is a predicted model, not a curated record. Gene Ontology annotation, biological process: response to aluminum ion. NCBI's taxonomy places the organism in Eukaryota, Viridiplantae, Streptophyta, Magnoliopsida, Fagales, Betulaceae. Gene Ontology annotation, cellular component: plasma membrane.